Molecule: messenger RNA, 2816 nt
Organism: Oreochromis aureus
Lineage: Eukaryota; Metazoa; Chordata; Actinopteri; Cichliformes; Cichlidae
Product: transmembrane protease serine 9-like
Exons: 10
Coding region: 1-1797 (598 amino acids)
Biological process (GO): proteolysis
Molecular function (GO): serine-type endopeptidase activity
Source: RefSeq, a predicted model, not a curated record
AUGGCUUUCUACAAAGUGAUGUGUUUGGCUGCUGGGCUGAUGCUCCUGACCCAAGAGUCUGAGUCACAGCUGGAUGUUUGUGGUCAAGCGGCUCUGAACACCAGGAUUGUAGGAGGACAGGUGGCCCCCGAUGGCAGCUGGCCCUGGCAGGUCAGUCUGCAAACAUCUGGGUCCCACUUCUGUGGAGGAUCCCUCAUUAACAGUCAGUGGGUGCUGACUGCUGCUCACUGCUUUCAAACCACCGACCAGAGUGGACUGAGUGUGAAUCUGGGCCGUCAGACUCUACAGGGAUCUAAUCCCAAUGCAGUGUCUCAGACAGUAACACAGAUCAUCAUACAUCCAAACUACAACUCUAAAACCAACGACAACGACAUCUGCCUCCUGCGGCUCUCCUCACCGGUGACUUUCACCAGCUACAUUUCUCCCGUCUGCCUGGCAGCUUCAGACAGCACCUUCUACAGCGGUGUUAACAGCUGGGUCACCGGCUGGGGCAACACUGGAGAAGGAGUGUCGCUUCCUUUUCCACAAAACCUGAUGGAGGUGGAGGUUCCUGUUGUGGGAAACAGGCAGUGUAACUGUGACAAUGGAGUGGGAACAAUCACUGACAACAUGAUCUGUGCCGGGUUAAGUGCAGGAGGAAAGGACUCCUGUCAGGGGGAUUCAGGAGGUCCAAUGGUGAUCAAGCAGAACGGUCGCUGGAUUCAGGCGGGAGUCGUCAGUUUUGGGGAAGGUUGUGCCAGGCCCAAUUUUCCAGGAGUCUACGCCAGAGUAUCCCAGUACCAGACCUGGAUCAACAGCCAGAUCUCCUCCAACCAGCCGGGCUUCAUGACGUUCACGUCCACUGGGACCAACAGUGACCUCAGUGUUACCUGCAAAGGACUGCCACCAGUGCCAACCACCACCCCUACUACCACCACCACCACCACCACCACCCCUACAACCACCACCAGCAAACCAGUGUUCUGUGGACAAGCUCCGAAGAAUUCUGGCAUUUUGGGAGGAACCUCGAUGGCGACAGCCGGCUCGUGGCCGUGGAUGGCGAGUCUGCAGAAGAAUGGAAGUCAUGUGUGCGGUGGGACUCUGGUGGCCUUGGACUCAGUGCUGAGCAACGCCGACUGUUUCUCAAGCUCUCCUGUAGCGUCCGAGUGGACUGUCGUGUUGGGGCGUCUGAAGCUAAAUGGAUCCAACCCCUUUGAGGUGACGCUGAAUGUGACAAAUAUCACUCUGAGCAACACGACCGGGACCAACAUAGCCAUCCUCCGUCUAUCUGCCCAGCCCACCCUGACCGACUACAUCCAGCCCAUCUGCUUGGACAACGGGAGAACCUUCGCCGAGGGCUUGGCGUGCUGGGCGGCCGGUUGGAGUCCUGGAAGAGGAGGAGCUGAGGAAGUUAUGCAGCAGUUCAACACCUCGGUGGUAAACUGUGGGAGCUCAUCAUCGAGUGAGAGCAUCUGUACAGACGUGUUUGCACUGCAGCAGGGUGAUUCUGGCGGCCCGCUGAUGUGUAAGCAGGGCGGCUCUUGGUUCCAGGCGGUCGUUUUAACAGCUCCUGCCAGGAGGAGACGAAGCUCAGUCAUGACCUUCACCAGACUGAGCACUUUUGAUGCCUUUCUGAUGAAGACGCUGGGGACACUCUUGUCUCCAGCCUCCAACACCACCACCAACACCACCACCAACACCACCACAACUACCUCAAGCCCCGUAUCACAAAGCAGCGGGGGUCGUCCUGCUCACUCCUUCAUCUUUGUCCUCUUCCAUCUCCUCAACCUCACCUUUUGUCUCCAACUCUUCCUGUAGAGAGUCUGACUUGAUUGACAUGAUGUGAUGGACAUAAAUGAAUGUGAACAAGCUUCGACUUUACAGACUUUAUACGCUUAAAGCUCUGCCUGCUAAUCUUUGACUUGAUUCUGCCUUAAUCGGUUAUCUACAAAGAGCUCAGUGGUGACGUUUGGGCGGGUUUACUGUCAACCAAUGAAGACUUUAUUGUACCUCUGCCAAGAAAAUGAAACUAGUUGUGCAAUGUGUCCUAUGACUUCAGUGUUUUUACUAUGAAUUCUGACUCAUAUGCUGUGUAUUCUGGAGUUGUUUAUGAUUAUGCUUAGAUUGGACAGAGUUUCUGCCAGAAGACUUGUACGUGUUACUGUUAUACACAUAUCUAUGUAAUGGAAUGAAUACAACAAUGAAAGAUAUGAAGUCUUUGUAUUUUAUCUUUCAUUCUUUUUUUUCUUUUUGUAUUUUUUUCACAGUUUUUCUUGAUUCUGAGAACAAAGUAGAUUAUUACUUGCAACCUCACAGUCACAACAAUAUAAGAAACAUAUUUCUACUUUUCUACCUUGUUUGUUGGAUACAAUGUUAAACACUUAAACAGUAUUUUCUUUGAAAACUGUUAAAUUGCACUGGAAAAGAAAUUGAUGAUUUGAAGGAAAAAUCUUUUGCCAAGCAUUUACCUCAAGAAGCAAAAUAAAAUGUGAAAGUUUUUUAUUUUUUAUUAUUUUCCCAGUUUUGGAGAUAUCAGCUGUAGAGAUGUCUGCCUUCUAUUUACUGUGACUGAUGUGAUGUGGUCAUGAAAAUGAGCCCAUUUAUUCGCAGACCGACUUUGUCUAAUGGCAGCACUUAUGGCAGGUUUUAGUGACAGUGUUGGUCUUCUUAACAAUCUCAUUUUGCAACAAAAAAAUAACUGAAAUGAGAUAAAGGUGUGAUAAAUUACUUUAUAUGUUAUUGCAUUACUCAUUAUAUUACAAAAUGUUAAAAACUGAAAUAACAUUACAUUGUGAAAUGCGCAACUACUCAAAAUAAAGGUGACAGCUAAGCAGGUA